This is a messenger RNA of Amaranthus tricolor (Joseph's coat), 2086 nucleotides long. RefSeq names its product APETALA2-like protein 3. The record is from RefSeq and is a predicted model, not a curated record. Gene Ontology annotation, biological process: regulation of DNA-templated transcription. NCBI's taxonomy places the organism in Eukaryota, Viridiplantae, Streptophyta, Magnoliopsida, Caryophyllales, Amaranthaceae. Gene Ontology annotation, molecular function: DNA binding; DNA-binding transcription factor activity. Bases 290 to 1600 code for a protein of 436 amino acids. The transcript has 10 exons.
CUAUGGGAUAGGACGAGCAAUAAUAAACCUCUCCUAAACCCACCGGAAAUUUAUAUGCUUCUCUCUCCUCCGUCCUGUCUCCUUCUCUCUCUUCUCAAUCUGAUACGACUUAAUUUAACUCUCUCUGCUCUUCCCCUUUUCUUACGCAAUCCGCCAUUACUAUUUACUUUAAGCUUUCUCUUUAAUUCUCUCCAUUUUAUUUCCCCUUUUCAUUGGUUACACAAUAUGCCCACCAACCCCUUUUGCUUUUAAUCUCAUCACAAAUUCAUCCACCAGCAAAAAAUCAACAAUGUUGGAUCUUAAUCUGUGUAUUUUUUCACCCGUUUCUAAUAAUUCCGAACAUUCCUGUGCUUCCAAUUCUUCGAUUGAUAAUAAUACCGAUUCUAUCUCUUCUAAUUCCCAAAAUUUUGGUUACAGUUUCGAUAUUCUUAAAAAUUCUUACACUAACAAUGGAAGUGAUGAUUACCCGUUAGAAUCGGAUCACGGGUCUGCUUCAAAUGGGUUUGUUACCAAAGACUUUUUCCCACUUUCUGCAAUUCCGGGUCAGGGUCAGAGUCAGAAUCACCCAGUUAUGGGUUUGGUUGAGGUCAGAUCGUUGAUUACUCAAAAUCAUCAAUCACAACAAGUUAAGAAAAGUAGAAGGGGUCCAAGGUCCAGAAGUUCUCAGUAUCGUGGUGUUACUUUUUAUCGUAGAACUGGUAGAUGGGAAUCUCAUAUCUGGGAUAAUGGGAAGCAAGUGUAUUUGGGGGGAUUUGAUACUGCUCAUGCUGCUGCUAGGGCAUAUGAUAGAGCGGCAAUCAAAUUUCGUGGGGUGGAUGCUGAUAUUAACUUUGAUGUUAGUGAUUAUGAAGAUGAUCUUAAACAAAUGAAUGGCUCGACUAAGGAAGAAUUUGUGCAUCUUCUUCGCCGUCAGAGCACUGGAUUUUCGAGAGGAAGCUCGAAAUAUAGAGGAGUAACACUGCACAAAUGCGGUCGAUGGGAAGCUCGAAUGGGACAACUCUUAGGAAAGAAGUACAUUUAUCUCGGGCUGUACGACAGUGAAGUUGAGGCUGCAAGGGCGUAUGACAAGGCAGCUCUACAAUGUAACGGAAAGGAAGCUGUCACAAACUUCGACGCGAGCAUAUAUGGAGAUGAGCUAAUACCCGGGGCAGACAAUGGAGGCGGCCAACAUACUCUUGAUUUGAACUUGGGGAUAGGUACCCCGUCUUUUGCUGAUACUCAUACAAAGAGCAAUAUCGCUGAUAGCCAUUCCUUCCUUCAUGACCGAGGCGGUUGGCUAAACGACAUGGCCACAAAGGAUCAGAAUUUGAUUAAAGCAUCAGCAGUCCCUCCGGUACAUCAUGGCCACACAUUCCCUUCAAAUCACCCUUCUGCUUGGAGUGGUUUUAACCCAAUGCUUUUUCCUCUCUAUCAGGAAACACCAAUAGAGAAGACACCUGAAUCGGAAGCUUGGAGGAAAUGGGCAUGGCAAAUGCAACUCCAAUGCGCUCAUGGUGGGGUCAUACCAGCCCCAAUCUUCUCUACUGCAGCAUCAUCAGGAUUCCCUUCCAUCACCACUGCUUCAUCAGCUGCUGUUGGUCGAACCCACUUAUCUAACUAAAAACAAUACUACAUUAGAAGACUUCACUCAAGAGUAAAAGCCAUCACAAUAACCUUAUCUAACAUGUUCUUGUAUCUAAUCCAAUUGCUAAUCUAUGGACUAUACUUCGGUCUUGAUUUGGUAACUCGCAAACUCGGGGAUCAUGUAUGGUUUAUCCAAGGGUGCAAAUUUUGUCAAUGCUUAUUAGCACCCUCUUGGGCAUGGUGGAAUCCUAAACCAUUAUUCUUAGUGAUAUUCAAUGUGUGUAAUGGUAGUAUGUAUCAUAAACAUGUAUGAAAUACACUUCUAGUGAUUAGUACUCAAAUUUCUUCAUGAAAUGUUGGUGUACAAAAGUUGUGAGAUGUUUAAGGUUAAUUCUAUUAAGUUUUCAUCUGAAGGUUGAUCUUAUGCGUAAUCGAAAAGAUCAAAGACUUUGGUAUUAUUGUGUUGUAUUCGCUUCAAAACGGUUAUUUUUUUAAAAAGUGAUGCGUUAAUUUUAGUUGUGUC